GAGGGAGGCUUUCUGAAGAAAGCGACCAUGGCGACGGGGGAUGGAGGCGAGAAGGAGCCGCCGAGGCGGAGGGACCCGCCCGAACCGAGCAGCGGAGACGCGGGGCAGCGGGACAAGAAGAAGACAAACAGGGGUUCUCCAGUGCAGAAAAGGGGACCGUACAUCAUGACCAAAGCUCCUUCUAUUCAGGACAAGCUACAGAAACAUCGCGAGAUGGCGAAGGCAAUGUUGCGGAGAAAGGGAGUGCUUUCGGGAGCUGUACGGCACCAACCCAAAUCAACAACCAAGAGGUCAGUAAAAUUUAACAAAGGCUAUACUGCUCUUAGCCAGACCUCGGAUGAAACCCUGGUGUCCCUGGAUUCUGAUAGUGAUGGGGAGUUGGAAUCACGAUGCUCCUCUGGUUACUCCUCUGCAGAGGUCAACCAGGAUCUUAGCCGCCAGCUGCUGCAGGAUGGGUACCACCUUGAUGAAAUCCCAGAUGACGAGGACCUUGACCUCAUCCCCCCCAAACCCAUUUCAUCCUCGCCUUGUUCCUGUUGCUUUGGGGAGUCUGCCUCCUGCUCCAUCCAGUAAGAGGUGAUCUUCCAAGGGAUGAACUGCACAGGUCAAGACAGCAGCACUUUCCCUUAACUUUGGGGUGUAUGGAUGCCUGACAGAGGCCAGUACCAAACCUUGGCUGAGACUGAUGGAGAGAUGGAGGAAAGGUGCUUUGGUGACUGGCAAAAAGGACAUCCCUUUGCACUGUUGGCACUUACCCAGGGCACUGGCUGUUCUCUCAAAGCUAUUUUUGAUGGUGCAAUAUAAAACUACAUUAAGUGCAAGUACUCAGGAGGCAAAGGACCAGCUAGUUAGCCUUGCAUUUGUGGGAAGGGGCCUUGUGACAAAGGAGAGGUCAGCAUAAAGACAAAUCACCCAGCUCUUUAAUUUGUGUAAAAGUGAAGGAUGACAAGGCAAGAUUCUAGUCUAUGAAACCUAGACUAUGAAAGUCUAGUCCGUGAAACCAAAACACUACUUAAGAUCUGAAUAAAGGGGAUCUUCCUAGUCUACUCAGGAUCCUUUACUGAACUUCAGUGCCUGGACCACUUUCUCUUAGGAUGGUGGUAUCCUUGCAGGGAAGACAUCUUGUUGUUAGUGACACAUCAAACAGAAUCUCCUCGAGCAGUUUGAUCCACUUUGUCCUUGGGGCCAGAUACCUCUUGGAGUCCCCUUGCCAUCUGACAGCUUUGGCAUCCAGAGUGAUUGCUUGUAUCCCAUUCCUUCAAGUUUCAAACGAGUUUGAGAAUCUCUACAAUCUUCUAGUUAUCCCUGAGGAUUCAGGAUUUGGUCUCAUGAAUGGAAACUUGGACAGUGGUCCUUUAGGUCCUUUCCCCCUAUCCAUUAAUGGAUGGGCAAGUACUUCUUGGCAAAGGAUGAGAGUUACAUGCUAACCAAAGAGACAUGUCUCAAGGAAGGUACUGAAUUCAUCAUGGAGGAAAAUGACAAAAAGUGGAUCGUUGUUGCUUUAUCUUGUUUUCUUUGUUGCGAAGUUUGUACUUGUUCAGACACGGUAUUCACACUGAUGUUGGUGUGCAUAACCUCCUCUCUGUAUUUAUGUAAUCAAGUGUUUAGAUCUUUUUGAAAGGUCUGUUAAUCUGACUUAAUUUGCAUAAAACAUUGACUCUCUUGACUCAUUUGCACAUGAGGGUCUCUUUGAAACCUAUAGGAAACAAAAUAUCCUGGCCACCAAAUUUCAGCCAGCUUGUAUGAGAAAGACAACUCUGUUUUCUGGUGUAUUCACCUGGUAGCAAAAUGCAUCCUAUUCAGAGUUACUGGGGCCUAGAUGCUUGGGAGGUUUUAUAAGUACAGUCUUUAUUGGCACUUGGGGAACCAGAGUGACUGUGGCACAGUGGAAAAGUGCACAGCCACAUGACAUAUUGUGCAACUGGUUUUGUAGCUGCAGAGUUCAGUGCUUGAGCAGAGGGAUGUUUAUAAGAUUGUGCCGAAUGCAGUAGGGAUAGGCUCUUGGUCCUGGUCCAGAAAAGCAACUUUUCUAAGCCCUGUCAGUAAUCCCAGAGAAUAGGAUGGAAGAAUCUUUCAGCAUUAUAUAAGUUUCUGUAAGCAAAAAGCAGGGAGCUUUUUCUUUUUUGUGGUCCUAUGGAUGGUAGGGAGGAGAUCUACUUUCCAGUAGCUUUAGGUAAGAUGAAGGAGAUACCCAUUUACCAUAAUUUGGCCACAACAUGAAAAUGAUUUGUGAACAGCAAGAACUAGUGAACCUGAAUCCAGCCAUUUUUGCUGCUUCUGUUGUCAGGGAUCUUACCUAGAUAUAACCUGGGCAGCUGGUGGAUCCAUGUCAUGGAGGCAGCAAAGCCGCUCUUCCUUUCAAUACUGCUGCUAAUAAAGUUACACCAAGUUUUAUAGGAUCUCUCCCAGUGUAGGUACAAUCCCUUCAAGGGCUUGGCACUGACAGAACUCCCUUCAGAGGGUCUGCAGGAUCCACUGGCCUUCCCUACGAACUGAUACUCAAGUAGCAGGAAGCCCAGAAGCCCUUGCACUAGUGCAACAGUAAUGCAACAUGAAGAUGUGCUGGGAUAGCUAUUCUAAACCAAAGAUGGCAAUGGCUUCUUCCUAGAAAACAUUUCAGUAGACAUAUGUUCACAGUGGGAUAGAGUGGCUUCUUUGCAGAGGUUGGGUCCUAGAUCAACAAUCUCCCUGCUUCUUCUAGACCAGGAGUGAGGGACCUUUGGCCCUCCAGAUGUUUCAGAACACGACACUUUCCCACUGGCUGUGAAGUUGAACUUCAAAACAUCUUGUCGGAAAGGGGACAGAGUUCUUCCAUUCCUGAUCUAAAUUUUCUUUGAGAACACAUUAAAAGGCCACUUGGGAAGUUGACAGGGCUCCCAGUGGGAUGAAUGUACUUGGAUAGCUUUGCUGUUUUAAGUGCAGUGAUUCCCAAUCUUUGGUCCUUCAUUUGUUUACCUCAGACCCCAUGAGCCCCAGCCAACUGGGGUUCAGAACAUUUGGAGGACCAAAAAUUGGGAACCAUUGUUUUAAGGGAUAGAACAUUGACAAAUGGCAGGAGACCAUAGCACAGAACAGUGUUUGCCCAUUGCACCUUUGGAGAAGAUUGCCAGCAAGUGGUGGGAAAGAGAAGUCUGGCAUUCUUUACCUACCUUUAUGUAGAGUUGGUUGCUGGUUUCAUUGGAGCAUUCGGGCAACUGGGUUCCCUCAAGUUGCUUUUUGUUUUAUAUAGGUGUUUCAAGUAGCACCUUCAGAGAUGACAUCUUGACUUUCAUGCUGAACUAGAGUUACUCUAAGUUUAGUCGCAGUGUAGUUUGUGGAGAAGACAAGCAGGGAGCAAAGACACUAGCAGACAGGGCAGAUACACAGCUGCUGGUUUUCUGCUGUGACCCAGGCCUUGCUAGCAAAGGAGUAUGUACUGUAUGUGUGUACUUCGUGGUGGUUGUUUUUUUUAAUUUUGCUUAUGUGGCAAUUGUUGGGAGAAAAGGGAGGUCAAUGACUGUGCCCAGUAGAGGGUGUUAAAAGCUGCCUUAAAAUACUCUAAAUGCAUUAUAUGAGGACAAUCGUAUUGAAUAUUUAAUAUUAUAUCUAUAGAGAACUAAUGUAUUUGACUUUUUUUUUAAUGUACAUUCUAAGCAAGGGAAGUGUGUAUCAAUAAAACUCUACCUUGU
This is a messenger RNA of Sceloporus undulatus (fence lizard), 3668 nucleotides long. It is a transcript of the gene FAM219B, whose product is annotated as family with sequence similarity 219 member B. The record is from RefSeq and is a predicted model, not a curated record. The coding region runs from base 28 to 573 and encodes 181 amino acids. The transcript is spliced from 6 exons. NCBI's taxonomy places the organism in Eukaryota, Metazoa, Chordata, Lepidosauria, Squamata, Phrynosomatidae.